Alexandromys fortis (reed vole) is the source of this 1949-nucleotide messenger RNA. RefSeq names its product sorting nexin 6 (gene Snx6). Gene Ontology annotation, molecular function: phosphatidylinositol binding; dynactin binding. The coding region runs from base 88 to 1308 and encodes 406 amino acids. NCBI's taxonomy places the organism in Eukaryota, Metazoa, Chordata, Mammalia, Rodentia, Cricetidae. The transcript is spliced from 14 exons. The record is from RefSeq and is a predicted model, not a curated record. Gene Ontology annotation, cellular component: endosome. Gene Ontology annotation, biological process: retrograde transport, endosome to Golgi; intracellular protein transport.
UAGGCUCCGCCCCCGCCCCACCCGCGCGGCCGGCUCGUUCCUGGGCCUCGCUCGUGCGCCUGCGCGAGCCCCGGACUCGAAGCAGCCAUGAUGGAAGGUCUGGAUGACGGCCCCGACUUCCUCUCGGAGGAAGACCGCGGACUUAAAGCAAUAAAUGUCGAUCUCCAAAGUGAUGCUGCUCUGCAAGUGGACAUUUCGGAUGCUCUCAGUGAAAGGGAUAAGGUCAAGUUCACUGUUCACACGAAGAGCUCGUUGCCAAAUUUUAAACAAAAUGAAUUUUCGGUCGUUCGACAACAUGAGGAAUUUAUCUGGCUUCAUGAUUCCUUCGUUGAAAAUGAAGACUAUGCAGGUUACAUUAUCCCACCAGCACCACCAAGACCUGACUUUGAUGCUUCACGGGAAAAACUGCAGAAGCUUGGAGAAGGGGAAGGGUCGAUGACAAAGGAAGAGUUCACCAAGAUGAAGCAGGAGCUGGAAGCUGAAUAUCUGGCGAUUUUCAAGAAGACAGUCGCAAUGCAUGAGGUGUUCCUGUGCCGUGUGGCAGCACAUCCUAUUUUGAGAAAGGAUUUGAAUUUCCACGUCUUCUUGGAAUAUAAUCAAGAUUUAAGUGUUCGAGGAAAAAAUAAAAAAGAAAAGCUUGAGGAUUUCUUUAAAAACAUGGUUAAAUCAGCGGAUGGAGUCAUUGUUUCAGGAGUAAAGGACGUAGACGACUUCUUUGAGCAUGAACGAACAUUCCUUUUAGAAUAUCAUAACCGAGUUAAGGAUGCAUCUGCCAAAUCUGACAGGAUGACAAGAUCUCACAAAAGUGCUGCUGAUGAUUACAAUAGAAUUGGGUCUUCAUUAUAUGCUUUAGGAACUCAGGACUCUACAGAUAUAUGCAAGUUUUUCCUCAAAGUUUCAGAACUGUUUGAUAAAACCAGAAAAAUAGAGGCCCGGGUGUCUGCUGACGAGGACCUCAAGCUGUCUGACCUGCUGAAGUACUACUUACGGGAGUCUCAAGCAGCUAAGGACCUCCUCUACAGAAGGUCGAGGUCACUGGUGGACUACGAAAAUGCCAAUAAAGCACUGGACAAGGCAAGAGCAAAAAACAAAGAUGUCCUACAGGCGGAAACGUCCCAACAGUUGUGCUGUCAGAAGUUUGAAAAAAUAUCUGAAUCUGCAAAACAAGAACUGAUAGAUUUUAAGACAAGAAGAGUUGCUGCAUUCAGAAAAAAUUUAGUGGAGCUUGCAGAACUAGAACUAAAGCAUGCAAAGGGCAACCUCCAGUUGCUGCAGAACUGCCUUGCAGUUUUAAAUGGAGAUACAUAGGCCACACUCUGCCUUCUGCUGAAAAGGGCUGCCUUCAAAUCUCCUUUGAUUUCUUGAUGACUCUGGCAUCUAAGCUCACUGGGAACAACAGGAACAGCUGGCGAGGUGCAUCAACUCUUCUUCUGAGAGACAGUGGAGCAGCAGGGCUCACUGGCCUCAGGGCAGUGGCCUGUCACCCCGCACUUGACCUUCCAAGAAGCCCAAAGUUUAACUCUCUUUUUUCUUUAAGUAGCCUGUCUUCACUGUGUUUGUGUCCUCCUUACCUUGGAAUCACUUGUCCAGUUUUAACAUUCUCAAGAGUCCCUUGAUCACACAAGAUAAAGGUUGCCUUCUGUUUUUUUUUUUUUUUUUUUUUUAAGCACCUUGUGCCCUGAGUUCUUUCAUGUAUCUAUGUAAAACAUUUAAUGAGACUUACUUUGAAUUAAUGAACGUAGACGUUUUGGGUCAGUUUCUGUGAGCUUUAUAAGUAUGAUCUCUGAAGAAAAGCAGAUGCGCUAGUAUGUUUGCCUUAAAUUUGUGGACUAAACCAAUAUUGUGAAAUGCCCAGCGAUACCAGUGGCGUUUUAACUCUGUGCUUCUUGUAUCGCUCUGGAAUUUGGGGUAGCGAUAAUAAAUCUACUCCAGUGUUAUGCUUUACAGUG